Messenger RNA from Petromyzon marinus (sea lamprey), 6418 nucleotides. RefSeq names its product inturned planar cell polarity protein (gene INTU). Gene Ontology annotation, cellular component: cilium; cytoplasm. The record is from RefSeq and is a predicted model, not a curated record. Gene Ontology annotation, biological process: vesicle-mediated transport; nervous system development; establishment of planar polarity. Gene Ontology annotation, molecular function: protein binding. Lineage: Eukaryota; Metazoa; Chordata; Hyperoartia; Petromyzontiformes; Petromyzontidae.
AGUCUAUGUACGAGGGGUGGGUGGGCUGGGGGCAUUUUUCCGUCUGCACAUUUUGCUCGCACCCCCUGCACUGCGGUAGCUGUCCGCUGAGCCACGCACGGGCAAGUCGGGAGCUCAUCCACGAGCGAAUGCGUGCAGCCAACAGCGGUCGUUGAACUUCUUUCGCGCCGUACGUAGCCAGCCGUGCUAAUCGGAGGUGCGGAGGAAGAAGAAACUACAUACAGUGGGGGGUUUGUGAAGGCUGGGGGGAGGGCAGAGAAGCAGCGGGUUUGGUGGCUGGGAUGAAGGCAGCAGCAGCAUCAUGUGUGUGUAUGCAUAGCCUGUGUUUGAGUAUUUGUAUGUGAGAGUGUCUCUGUGUGUGUAUGUGUGUCAGCUGGGGAAUAGUAUUGAUACAAAAUCGUCACCCAAGUUCGAUUCCCGGCAACGGUUAACAUAAGUGGCGAAAAUCAGAACCGGUUCAGGACCUGGUGCGGUCCGUAAGGAUCAUCAUCAUCAUCAACACGUGGAAGGCAACGGCGGCGCGGCUUGCUGCUGUCCACACCAUCCCCCUCGUGCGUGGUACCCAUCCUAAUUGGUAACAGUAAAUGCGCACUUACAGCCAGUGUAGUAGACUACAGGGGAGCACGUUGCCGUUGUAGGCUACGUCCGUGUGUAGUUAGUGAGGGUGUGCGUAUGUUAAUUCUGUAAGAACGUACGGAACAAGAGUCUCGGAGACUUGACUCCGAAGGCAUUGAAUGUUCGUGAGCGACCCGCUGUUGCUGAGUCGAGGUCCUAUGGUAAUAAAGGAGUGGCAGCCAAGGAAUGGAACGCAUCCGAAAGAAACAACAUCGAGAAUAUGUUCACGCAGUCGUGUGAAGCAGACGCUUUGGGAGAGAUGCACUCUCUGCACUAUCCCGGCAGUGCUGCACUGCGGCUCGCUUCGACGGGUCCACUAUGCUGGGACCCCGAGUGCAGUGGUUCCUGUGGGUACGGGGAGCCCCUGUUGGAAUCCCGGGAAGUGGGGUUGUUUGGCGGGCAGCCCGGAGUCCUACACUGGCCUCGGAGGACGCUGGACGCCCUAGACUCGGUGGGCAGUGUCCUGGCUCACAGUGAGCUGGAGCCAGAGUGGCUGGAUGAGGUGCAGCCCAAUGGAGAGCUCUUCUACCUGGAGCUGAGCGAGGGCGAGGAGACGGCCGCCCUGGCACAGGAGGAAGAAGAGGCCGGCAGUGCCACACCCUCGAGUGGUGGGGCUCCCGGCCAGGAUGCCGCCCGGCGCAAGGACGGGGGGGGACCCAAGCUGAGAAAGUUGGCAGACAUCCUGCGCAGGAGGAAGACGACUCGCCGAGAGCUGCCAGCCGAUCGAGCGAAUGGAGAUCGCAAAGGCCACUCCGGCGACACUGUCUUCACCAAGGGCCCUGGUGACGGAGGAGACGGAGGCGAUGACGCUCCUCCUCCUCUGGCAGUGGCUCGGUUGCGCUUCCGUGACGUGACCGUCUACGUGAACCCCCUGCGCCGGCCGACGGGGGAACGAGACAUCCGCCUGGGAGAGGAGGCCCCCCUGCUCGGGUCGCUCCUCGGAAUCGUGCAUCGCGCGAGCGGAAGGCAAGGGCGCGACGCGCGGAGUGGGCGGAAGAGUCGCUCGGAGGACUCGGUGGCGCCGAUUGCCGACGAGAAGAUCUCCGUGCAUGGCCUCGUGCAUGGAGGAGCAGCCAUGGAGAGUGGGAAGAUUUACAUAGGCGACUCUCUGGUGGCGGUGAAUGAUGUUGAUGUGACGACCGAGAACAUUGAGAGGGUCCUUUCCUGCAUCCCCGGCCCCAUGAAGGUAAGGCUGACGAUGGAGGUGGAGGGAGGUUCGAGCGCCAGCCACGGUAGAGCGGAGGGUGAUGAGGAGAGUAGCGCCGUCUCCUCCCACUCGGGCCUUGUGAGGCUGUUGAGCGGGGAGGACACGGCCGACCUGCACGCUCGCCUCUCCUCGCACCCCCAUUCCGCCAUGUACCUCAGCCUGCGUCUCGACUCCGAGUCCGCCUGCGAGGAGGAGGACAUCAUCUACUCGUUUCCACAGAGGGGACCGGCGGCGAGACUCAGGGCGGUUCGAGGCAUCUUCCUUACGCUGAGUGACAUGCUGCCCCGAGUCACAGGCGACUCUGUCCGCAGUUCCAGCAUGGUAAUUGAAGGCCGCCUGGUUCAUGUCGCCUACUGGAGGGAGGGCGAUGGCCUGCUUCUUCUUGGACUGCCUGCUGAUAGGGUGCCUUUGGCUCGGCUGAGGAACCUGAUAUCAGACCUGGCGCGGCUUCUGUCCCUUCUCCACGGAUCCCUGCACAAGGCAUUUAAUCAGCGCACAGAAGGGCCAGGCCACCUGGACCAGCUGUUCAGUCUGCUCUUCCAGCAUUGCCUGGAGCCGGAGUCACUUUGCACCUACUCAGGGCCGGGUGCUCCUGCCGCCUCCAGUCCAGUAGGGCUGCACCCGCACUGCUCCGGGGCGGAGUUUCUCGACAACCUCCCUGCUGCUCCCUGGCUGCCGCUACCCCAGGACAUAAAGGUCGACAUUGACACAACAUUGAGUGAGCUGGAAUCGGCAGACUUUCAGGAGCUGUCAGAAGAUUAUUAUUCCAUGCGGAGACUGUACACAAUCUUGGGCUCGUGCCUCUUCUACAAGGGCUGCCUCGUCGCGAACCACCUACCGAGGGAGGAGCUCACUGCCGUCACGCUCUACUGCCGCCUGCAUGGGCUGCUGCUGCUGGCGCGGAGCCCCAGGGCCGGGCAGCUCGUUGUGUGGCGCGAGCUGUUCCCACGGAAACCACGUACUGCCGUCGCCACGGGAUACUCGCCGCCAGAGGGCGCGCGGCACUUCCUGCUCAUCGUCGGCCUGGGUCCCUGCCUGCUGUCCAUGGUGCUGGAGGCGGGUGGCUGUUCUGCACGUGCUGUGGGCUCACCUGGCCCGGACCCCGGCUACGUGGAGGAGGCGCGUGCUACGCUGCUGGCGCUCGACUCGCUCUCCGUGCCGGCGCGAAUCCGCGAGCACCUCGAGCGACCGCCACUGCCCGAGCUCUCCUGCGCCGACUGCUUCCUGGGCCACUCGACUGGUGGCGGUUCGACAGUGUUCAGUCCGGGCCACCGCAGGACACAGUCCUCUCCGGGUUUUCGUGGACCCCGGAGACUCAGUCCCAGCCCUGCCAGAGGGAGACAGGAUGGAGCGGACUCACCCGCACCCGGCGCCACUGCGCAGCGCUCGGCCGAGGGCGGCGUCCCGGGCAUGCCCGGGCGCAGGGAGAGCCAGGGGUCAGGGGUCUCUGCUGGCAGUGGAGGUAGCAGUGGAGUCACCAGUGCGUUCAAGAUUACGAAGAAGAGAUCCAGUCCCUUUCUGCUGGGCGGUGGCUGGAGGGAGAGCGCCGAUGCUGACACACAGGAGAUGAGCAGCGUGUGCAGGCUGACGUCGGGCGCCGAGAACACGCUGUUCCACUACGUAUCGCUGGAGGUAGCGGAGGGUGUGUACAUCGCCCCUGCCCACAGCGACGUGGAGCGUCUGGGUGGCACAUUGCACGCUCAGCUGCUCGCCAGCUUCCACCGCUGCUGCCUCUCCAUCAGGGCGCUCUUUCAGCAGGGCAGUCCGCUAGCGCGAACAGACCGGCCGGACGUCCUCCAGGGCUCGCUGCCCUCUGACCUCAGGGGUGAAAGGUCACCGCUGGGCCGCGUGAGGGAGCAUGGCGUGCUCUUCAACUGCAGUGCACCUUUUUGGAACGACCCUAAAAAGCCUGCGCCGACGCUCACCUACUGGGUGCUGGGGAGGCAGUGCCUGGAGCCGCCUGCGCGAGAGUUCUACGUCUGCUUCCAUGACUCGGUGUCAGAGAGCGCCGUGGAGCUCGCAUUCAAGCUGGCGUUCGGUGUCGCCAUAUGACCGGCUGUAUUGAUCGUAAACGAAUAUCAGUUCCUCCAAAUAUGUGUAAAGUAGCAGGGUUACUGUUGUGACCCCCAGUGUGCUGAGCAACGCAUGAGGUAGCUGCACAGAUGCGUUCACUUCAGUAGCCUUAAUUUACUUGUGACAGGCUGCAGGGACAAGUCUCCUCCAGGAACAAUCAUUGUAUUCCACAGCUAUGCAGAGCAGCCAAUCUUUUGGCACGAAAUGGCUCACACCGAAUGACUCGGCUAUUAUGUCAUCAAAGUGCUUGAUAAGACACUGGAAACACUUUAAUAAGUCACCUGAUGCCUUAAUUAUUGCUAUAUAUUUUUUAAAAUAUAACAUGUUGAAGUAGUCGGAUUAUUGUGUGACCCUGUGUGAUAAGAAAUGUACCAAGGAACACUGCAGAUACGUUCAGUAGCCUUGAUUUAACAAUGCGAUAGCCCACUAAGACAAGCCUCCUUUGUAAGGGAGACCUGGUAAAAGCAGAAGACCAAGGAGAAAAAAAAAACCUCAUUCCACUUUAACUGUUCCGAUUGGCAUUUAAAUGUUCAUUCGUUUAUAAAGAAAAAAAUGUAGUACUGAUGUGUACGUAAUUAAGUUAUUUUUUUCAUACUACUGAGUAGGUCGUUGUUUAUUGUUGAACAAUAACAAGUGCUAGUAUACAUGAAGGUUUUUUGAAACAAUUUUAUUGUCCCGUAUCUCCACCCAGUUUGUGUAACGCACUCAACAGGGCAAAGUGAUGUUCAUUUCAAACUCGAAUUAAAAGCCCUCCUAAAACAGUAUAAUUCUUCUCACUUGACAGCAAUCGCACACAGACACCAUCACAAUGAAAGUUGUCAAACAUUGAUAGUAAAUGUCUCUGCCUGCUUACUAAAAUAUUUUUUUUCCAGGAUACGAGAGGUUUUACAUAAAACGUACGAAAUUCCCCAACAACCAGUGUUAAUUCAAGUCACAGUUCCCUUGUUAAGAGCCUACACACAUCUGCAGGCUCAGAUAGAUGUUUUGGUGCAAUGCACAGCUUAUGUGAAAAUUCGCAGUGUGUUAAAUGAAAUGGAAGGCUGUUUAAUAAACAGAGACAAAUACAAGAGAGUAAUGGAUCGUCACGUCUGCAAGGCCACAGCAAGGCUUUGAGCCAAACCAGUUUGUUUUGCAUCUUAUAUAUUCAGCAGCCUCACAUUUAGCAAACAGGUCCUUUCAACCCUGCUGUAAUUAUCAACUAACCAUAGAAUACUGCACACCUCAAAGGUAUGAAACAAUUAACAAACAUUAAUAUGGUGCUGUCCAACUAAAGCAUCCAACACAACUAAACUUUUCUUAGGUAGAUUUAUUAUUGCUUUAUAUGCAGUUUUUCAUGCAUAACUUAGUUAUUGCUCUGCAUUUUCUACAAAGAUCAGUGCAGGGGAGUGGGAAGAGGGUAAAUUAAGCAGGCGAAACAAUUUUUUUGUUGUAUUUUGAGGAAACAGUACGAUGAGAGUUAAAUACCGAGAAGCAGGAUUACAUGUGACUAGACUUUUAGGACAAUCCCCACAACCGCAGACCCCCUCGUGCUGGUGCUGUCAGAGUCUCAUAGAAAGCUCCACAUCAGAGAGCGGGGGGGGGGGCAGAAUUAUUCCACGCACUUACCGAGGGCACCACACAGCCCCCUUUCCCUCCGCUUCACUUCUUGGGCUGGCGGAGAGCCUGCAUGUAGGCCGUAAGCGACUUCUGGAUGGAAUCCUUGGAGAUGAAGUUCGCAAAGUUUGAGAUGUCCGAAUCACGCUGUGCCAGUAGGUGGUCGAUGGUCGUCUUGCGCAUCAUGGACUUGGUGAUCUGCCGCGCGUGGUCUGGGAAACAAUCAUGUACAAAUUUUCAUGCAGGCAUUGGAGAUGUGGUUGAAUCAGCUUUUGGUAUAUCAAUGUCAAGUCAGCACCAGCUAAAGCAUUUUGCAUGAGUUGCUCAAUUAAAAUAGAUGAUCACACUCAAUGCAGACUGAAUAAUGUGUGCGUAUCGAUUAUUUGACAUUCGUAUAUGUUGUAGUGGACCUGUGUUUUCCAUAGCAGACGGCAGUGCAACAAAAUACAUUGUUGUACUGUACUAUGCUCCAUGUCAAUGCUCGUUACCUUCAACUCACACUAACCAGUGUGAAGUGUGGUCAAAUAACCCCAUGAGCUCCACAGCAUGGGGAGGCCCUUAUCUAACAGUGGAUUGAGAAGGUCUGUAUGCAGUAACUAGAUGCGCUGCAUUCACCACAAUUGUAAUUGUAUUUAAAUUGUUGAAUCGUGAAAAUUCAGCAAAUCGCAAGGGACGAGGGUCAGCCAUUGCAAGGGUAACAUCUACCAAUCCAGUUGUACCCUGAGCUACAGAAAGUCCUAUCAUACUUUACAGUCAAUAUUAGCUUCGUGCCACAGUGUCCAACUUGGCAGGUACUGGUAAUGAAGGCAAAAGUCAGUGACCAACAGCACGCUUGAGUGGAAACCUAUGCCCACACAACCUUAUAUUUCCGUGUGUAAUGGUGCAACUGAUGUCCGACUUAUUUCUUAUAAAGUUUUUGUGAAACACUGA